Molecule: messenger RNA, 1386 nt
Organism: Bicyclus anynana (squinting bush brown)
Lineage: Eukaryota; Metazoa; Arthropoda; Insecta; Lepidoptera; Nymphalidae
Product: cytochrome b-c1 complex subunit 1, mitochondrial-like
Exons: 1
Coding region: 1-1386 (461 amino acids)
Cellular component (GO): mitochondrion
Molecular function (GO): metal ion binding; metalloendopeptidase activity
Source: RefSeq, a predicted model, not a curated record
AUGUUGAAAUUGGUAAUUAACUCAUUGUUUAAAUGUGUUAGUCACAAAAGACACAUCAGCAUCCGACAUGGUCAACUUUUUGCUUCUGAUGUCCAUAUUGCUGAACUAGAAAAUGGAAUACGUGUAGCAACUCAAGAAACACAAUCACCUUUGGCUUGCUCCUCGCUUUUCAUUAAAACGGGUGCAAGAUUUGAAAAUGAAUGCAAUCAUGGUAUUACUCAUUUUAUGGAACAUCUCGCAUUUCAAGGAUUCAAAUCUUUGCCUAAAUGUGAUUUUGAAGAAUCAAUAACUAACAGUGGUACGAGGUUGAUGGUUCAUACUGCAAGAGACUAUCAAUUGUUUACUGCCGUAAGCUCCGGGGAUAAUGCUGGUAAAUGUGUCGACAUUUUAAUAAAUAUUUUGACUGAUCUUGAACUAUCCGACUUUGAUAUACAUCUUCAGAAGGAUUAUGUCGCUUCAGAAGCGAUUGAUGAAGAUAACAAUCCUAAAUCUGUAGUUUUCAAUUAUUUGAACCAAACGGCUUUCCAAGGGACACCACUGAGUAGAGGUAUUAUCGGUCCAAGUAUUAACAGGAUGAAUUUUGAUCGGGAAAUGAUUUGUGAAUACAAGCAGUAUAAUUAUCAACCACAUCGAAUACUUUUCGUAUCAACGGGGUGUGUAUCUCACUUCACAAAUAUGUGCGAAAUAAAUAAUCGUCUUUGUAAUUGGCCGCCAUCGCGUUGGCCUUGUACUGAACUUGGGCCUAGACGAUUUACAGGAUCUUCUAUUAUUUAUCGCGAUGAUUCAAUGCCUUACGCGCACGUUGCACUCGCAGUGGAGGCACCAGGAUAUAAUAGCCCGGACUAUUUACCACUUCUUGUUGCUAGUUUUCUAACAGGAUCGUGGGAUAGAAGCCAAGGCGGCGCCCACAAUAAUGAUUCUCCCCUAGCACGUGCAGCUGCUGUCUCUAACCUUUGUGAGAAAUUUGAAUCAUUUUAUGUGUCGUACGAAGAUACAGGUUUAUGGGGAGUAUAUUUUGUCAGUGGAGGAAAAGCUAUAGAUGAUAUGGUCGGUAACAUACAAGAUCAGUGGAUGCAAAUGUGUACUACUAUACGUACUAGUGAUGUCCAGCGAGCAGUCCAUUUAGCUAAAUUGAAGUUGGCAAAUAAUAAGGCUGGUAUAAUUCGUUCAUGUAAAGACAUCGGCUUGCAGUUAUUAUAUACUUCAAACUGGAAAUCUCUAUCUCAACAAUUUGCUGAUAUAAAACAAUUAAAGAAUGAAGAUAUUAAGGAUUUGUGUUAUACAUAUUUAUAUGAUAAGUGUCUAGCCGUAGUUGCUGUUGGCCCAACAGAAUCUUUACCAGAUUACACUAGGAUCAGAGCAGGCAUGUAUUGGUUGAGAUUAUGA